UAUUCCAAUAUUUAGAUUUAAGGUAGUACUUUAGUAUUCAUAUAAAAUAAGUAUAACAUGGCGAAGUUUUUAUGUAAGAUUUGGAAUGCCGAUAGAUCAAAGAAAAAGGCAUUCAUGUGCGAAGGUUCAAUCGAUCUCGUUAUAAAAAAAGCAAAAGAGUACUCUCUUGAUGGAAGCAGAUUUGUUUUGGAAAGCGACGGAACUGAAAUAGAUGAUGACGAGACCUUGCAAUGUAUUUUAGAGGACAAACAAAUUUUAAUGAUUUUAAAAUUCGAGGAAAUGUGGACCCCCAACAAUAUUUUGCCGAUUCCAAUAGAAAAUAUUGAGCAGACCAAACCAAACAAUGACAUCACAACAGAAAAUUCACAAUCUAUAGUAAACAUCCCAACGUCAUCCCAAGAAAUAAGCGGUGAAAGCUUCUACAUAGCUCUAUCAUCAGAUGUAGGCCAACAUUUAGUUGAAGUACCAUUAACUGAGUUCACAGACACCAUAAAUAUAACAUCUGAUGAAGAGUUAAUGGCAUCAGGUAGUGCAACGGAUGAACUCAACACUUUAGUGACCAAGAAUAAUCCAAUUUGCGAUAGCUUUCAAGGUUUUCAAAUACCUUGGAACAGGAUGUCUCCAGAAGUGUUGUCACAGCUUAAUAAUAAGGAAAAAAUUGGAAAGCUAAUAAAUUCAUUUUGCAAUGUAAUUGUCGAUGAAUUACGUAGAAAAACAAAUUUUAUUCCGAUGAAUGUCUACAGGAAUGUUGCGCAUAUGGCUGCCACGAAAUACCCAGAAUCAUUUGUUGAAAAAGAUGGAGAAGGACGGGUUAUGUCAUACACUCCAAUAUCACUCGUUACAACCAUGAGAAACCGAAACAAUUUUUUGAAUUAUAGCUCAAAAAAGAAGAUUAAUGUGAUGGGCAUACCGCUAACUAAAAGAAAACGUUUAAGUGCACUAUCUAGGAGCUGUGCACAUUGGCAACCAGAUAUUUCUAGAGAAAACUAUAAAGAUGUGGACUAUAAAAAACAAAUUUUAAUUUCAAUGCACCACAAAAAAAAAUUACUAAAAUCAGAGUUGGAGUCCGCAAAAUCAUUAAUGUCCGACUGUUUUGCCACGCAACGUGCAUAUUUUAAUGAUGCACAAAAUAUACCCACUGUGCGAGACAUUUUGCAGAACUGGCCAAUGAUAUUCAACAAGGAAUGUUUAUUUGGCCACUUUGAAAAGUUAAUGGAUUUAGAUAUCCGAACAUUCAAGUCUAAUUUUGAAAAAUCCCGAAGCAAGUUUCGAAAUUUUUUUAGGAUUGAACAUACAGAAGAAGAUGACAAUAUUAUUAUAAAGGCAAUAUGUGGUUAUUUUAAUGAAAUAGGUGCAUUGCUUUUUAAAGAAUUUAAGUUCGGUACUACAAUUGAUACAAUUCGAGAUGCAAACGAAACGGUCACUCCAUGGGCUUCCAUAAUUUGUACAUCCCCUACAGACGACGAGAAACAAUCUAUUGCAUAUGUCUGGUUUGAAGGGGAAUUGACAAGUAUUGAACCCAAUAGCGACAUUAUAACGUUAAUAUUGCAGAUAUUGUGCUACUAUUAUAUAUUCAAUAUAGAAUACCCAAAAAAUAUUUCGCAAACAUGCGAAUUUUUUAUGCGAUAUUUUUUUAAAUUUUAUCCUUCGCAAUGUAGAGGCCAAAAAAAGAACAUUAAUAAUUUAAAAAGAAUAGUCAGCCUUAUGCAAAAAUUAGAUUGCAUUAAGUAAGCAUAUUUACUAUUAUAUAUUUAAUAUUUAAGUGACAUCUACAAUUUACUUCCUAAUUAUUUUUAACCAGUUUUUUUUUUAACAGCCUUACGCAGAAUCUAUAUUAUAUUGUCAAAGCCAUGUACAUGGUUCUAAGUUAUAUGUAUUAAUUUAAUGCAUUCCAAAGUGUAAUUUU
Messenger RNA from Musca domestica (house fly), 1906 nucleotides. RefSeq lists its product as uncharacterized. Bases 58 to 1731 code for a protein of 557 amino acids. Gene Ontology annotation, biological process: apoptotic process; regulation of apoptotic process. NCBI's taxonomy places the organism in Eukaryota, Metazoa, Arthropoda, Insecta, Diptera, Muscidae. The transcript is spliced from 4 exons. The record is from RefSeq and is a predicted model, not a curated record.